Molecule: messenger RNA, 1083 nt
Organism: Bacidia gigantensis
Lineage: Eukaryota; Fungi; Ascomycota; Lecanoromycetes; Lecanorales; Ramalinaceae
Exons: 5
Coding region: 1-1083 (360 amino acids)
Biological process (GO): DNA repair; DNA-templated DNA replication
Cellular component (GO): Elg1 RFC-like complex; Rad17 RFC-like complex; Ctf18 RFC-like complex
Molecular function (GO): DNA binding; DNA clamp loader activity; ATP hydrolysis activity
Source: RefSeq, a predicted model, not a curated record
AUGUCUCUCUUGGUCGACAAAUAUAGGCCUCGCAGCUUAGAGACCCUUACAUAUCACCAGGAUCUUUCGAAUCGACUAAAGAGCCUUGCAAACAGCCCCGACUUCCCCCACCUUCUUGUAUAUGGACCCAGUGGCGCCGGUAAAAAGACUCGCAUAAUCGCCACUUUGCGCGCUCUCUAUGGUCCCGGCGUCGAGAAGAUCAAAAUCGACUCCCGCGUUUUCCAAACGACCUCUAACCGGAAACUCGAGUUCAAUAUCGUCACCUCCAACUACCACCUUGAGAUCACACCGUCUGAUGUCGGGCACUUCGAUCGAGUCGUCAUACAGGAGCUGUUGAAAGAGGUUGCGCAAACGCAACAGGUCGAUACGGCAGCGAAACAGCGAUUUAAAGUCGUGGUCAUCAAUGAAGCCGAUCAUUUGACGCGAGACGCGCAAGCAGCGCUGAGGAGGACGAUGGAGAAGUACUCGCCGAAUCUGCGGUUGAUACUGUUGGCCAAUUCAACGGGCAAUAUCAUUGCGCCGAUUCGGAGUAGGACGUUGUUGGUGAGGGUUGCAGCGCCCACAGAGGACGAAAUUGUGGAGGUUCUGAGGGCAGCGGGCAAGAAGGAGGGAUGGGAUAGUCCGGAAGGAGUGUUGAAGAGAAUUGCGAAGGAUUGUGGGAGGAACUUGAGGAAGGGAUUGUUGAUGUUUGAGGCGGUGCAUGCGCAGAAUGAGAGAGUCACGGAAAAGACGCCUAUCACUCCACCAGAUUGGGAGGCUUUGAUUGCACAGAUUGCGAAUGAGAUUGUGGAAGAGCACACGCCGGCGAGGAUAUUGCAGGUGAGAGCAAAGCUGUACGAUUUGCUCAGCCACUGCAUUCCUCCUACAACUAUUUUGAAGACCUUGACAUUCAAACUCAUACCGAAGAUUGAUGAUGCGCUGAAGGCAGAUGUGAUCAGAUGGUCAGCUUUUUAUGAGCAUCGGCUACGACUUGGGAGCAAACACAUCUUUCACCUUGAAGCUUUUGUCGCGAAGUUCAUGAGGAUAUUAGAGAGGUAUGCUACCUCGAUAAGUUUUGUUGCAUCCCAGACUAACGAUCCGUAG